AUGGAGGAGCUUAAGAAUGUUAUGGCAAAUGCGAAUUGGACGAGUGAUUAUUUUGCAGGAGUUAUUCGAAAAUAUGUACCGAGAGAUGUGAGUUUGUUGAAUUUUUAGGAAUUUUUAGGAGAAACAAAGAGAAAAUCUAAAACUAAUAAAUUUCAGAAGAUUCCUCAUAGUUUCUUGGAAGAAUUGAAGACAGUUACACCAGGAUUAGAUUUAGAAAUUCGAUAUAUGAUGGAUGUUUUGGCAAAAUUCAUCGACGAAUCGCCAGAAAUGCAAGCAAUGUAUGAAUCACCUCAAAGUUUGUUAUUCCAUCUCCACAAAUAUCAAUAUUUCUCAAACAGCUCUUUAUAUUUCUCAAAAGGAUUGAAUUAUCAAAAUGGAAUCGUGAUUUUCUCCGAAUUUCUGGAAAAUGGAUUAAUCAGAACAUUUAUGUCAAAACAGGAUGCGAUUGCGACAUUAUUCAAAAAAGAAAGAAGAACGAAUAAUUUGGAUAUAUUUGGAGAUGGAAUUAAGAAAUCUGUAUUGAAUAAACUUGGAGAAGAAUUAGAUGGGAAAUUCGAAUUGAUACCGAAAUUAAAGAUGGAGCAAAAUUACACAAGAGAUUUUAAAAUGAUCAAAUGCCCGGAUUAUUCAAUGAUAAAUCAAGUUGAUAAAACAUCGCAUUGCUUUGAAAAUGUUCCACGCGACAAAGUUGUACGAUUUCUGAAAAAUGUUUGUGAUUAUAAUUACUCGCUGGAAUUGUUUUUCCGAAAUGCGGAAUGGUUCAAAGAAAAAUAUCCAGUUUUGCGGAUAUUUGAAGAUCAAGAUAAAUUUAGAAUGAUGUUUGCAAAAGAAGCCGAAGAUAUUUUGACAAUUGUAAUGCAGGAUAAAUAUCGAAAACCAUUUCCAACUGGAUUACUGAAAUUGGAAACUGAGGAAGAACGACAACUUGGGAUUUUGAAGACUGUGGAUGUGUUGAGGUUUGAAAAUAUUAUGAAGAUUCUCAAAUUGGAAUAUAGUGAUUUAUAUGUAUGUUAUUAACUACAUAAUGUGAUUGUCUCAAAACAAUAUUUUCUUCCAGGUUGUCAAUUGCAAAAUCCACGUCAUAGGCAAAGUUCACUCAGUUCCGAUUCCAACUCCAUAUGGAACAUUUUGCAAAAUUGCAUCUUGCGCUUUAUUAGAAUUUUUUGACGAACUUUCUUUUGGAAUGGAUUUAUUCAAAGGUGUAAAACCAGAAAAUAUUCCAAUAAUUUCGAAAUUUUUCGAAGAUUUGAUAACUGACACAGGAGUAUUUUCAACAAAAAGGUCGAAUCGUUAUUUUAUUGAAACUUCGAAAUUGGAUGAAAUUUAUGAAAAAGCUUAUGCUGAGUUGAAGAUUUUGAUAACUGAACCGAUUCCAAGAUUCAAUUUCAAAGAAGUUUUCAAUCGAAAAGGAGCAUUUGAAGAAGUUUGUAGAUUUACUGUAAAUUUGAGCGAAGAAGAUAAAAAAGAGAUUGAUGCAAUAAUGAAAAAACGAAUUUGGAAAGAUAUUGGAGAUUCUUUGAGUGCUAAACAAGUUAUUGAAAUUUAUCAUGAAAGUACUUGGGAUUAUAUGAAUAAAAAAUGCGCGAAAUUGGCAGUUUUUCUGGAAAUUCAGGGAAUUAUAGAUGUUUAUGGGCCAGAAUUGUAUGAGCAAAAGAUUAUUACGGUUGCACGGUAUUCGGAGAUUUUCAGAAAUGCAUUUAUGUAAGGAGUUUUAUAUUUUGAUAGUAGAUUUUAACGAUCUGAUCAUGAACUUCGAUAACUUACAAAAAUAACUCAUAUUCAAAGUUGAGAACAUAAUGUUUUAAUGUCGGGAUCGUUAUCAGCUGGUAAAAAUCUACCAGGAAGUACCUCAUUCAGGCUUUUUCGAACUAAACGAGCCAAAUUCAUUUUGCAGGAAACUCCUUCCUAAUAUUCCACCUGAACCAACUAUGACCGAAAGAGAGAUGAUAGCUUAUGUUCGACGAGAAAUGGGUGAAACUUUCCGUGUAGACGACGAACCAAAAUUGCGCGAAUUUAUGAAAUUUAUCGAAAAAUUCAUUGAAAGAGUUCAUAAAAAUGGUGAUGUUUAUGUGAAAAGAAGACCAAAUCCUGGUGGUUUACCAGUUGAAUUAUUCGCCAGAGAUCCGGUUUUGAGUCAGUUAUUUUUGUCGAGUGCAAAUAUGCCGACUGAUGAAAUGCCGAGAUUGUAUGGAGAAAUGGAAGGAAGAUUGGAAGAGUUAUUAGUGUAAGUUGAUGAUUUUAAUUUGGCGCUUUUCAUAAUAUUUUUGCAGUGAAUCUACUGAUGAAGAUGAACAGAAAAGCAUCCUCGAUUUAAUCGAUAACUUCAAAAAUAUUUUGAAAUAA
Molecule: messenger RNA, 2343 nt
Organism: Caenorhabditis angaria
Lineage: Eukaryota; Metazoa; Nematoda; Chromadorea; Rhabditida; Rhabditidae
Source: the annotation of a GenBank genome assembly